AUGUAUUGGAAGCCAUAUACUGACUUGGACAGAUCUUUUUCAUGGGUUUUUUGUUCUUCCCAUUCCUGCUUUUUUUGGUGGUUCUGGCAGCUGUCUCCAUCCCCUGCUCUGCAGAUGCAGGCCUUACCGCGAAAAUGGAGGAUAUUGAAGCCGUGUACGAAUGUCACUGGCAAAACAGGAAGGAAGUACAGAAAUGGGGAUCGAGGGCCAUUUGUGCUCUUGCAAUUGAGGCUGUUUUCAUUAUUUUUACAUAUUUGGAGUUCAAGGACCUGUCAGAGUAAUAUGCAGGGUUUGAGCCGCACUCAGUCCAGUAUGCACCUCCCAUGA
Messenger RNA from Kuraishia capsulata CBS 1993, 327 nucleotides. RefSeq lists its product as uncharacterized. NCBI's taxonomy places the organism in Eukaryota, Fungi, Ascomycota, Pichiomycetes, Pichiales, Pichiaceae. The transcript has a single exon. Bases 1 to 327 code for a protein of 108 amino acids. The record is from RefSeq and is a predicted model, not a curated record.